Molecule: messenger RNA, 4683 nt
Organism: Engraulis encrasicolus (European anchovy)
Lineage: Eukaryota; Metazoa; Chordata; Actinopteri; Clupeiformes; Engraulidae
Product: transient receptor potential cation channel subfamily V member 2-like
Exons: 13
Coding region: 1-2508 (835 amino acids)
Biological process (GO): calcium ion import across plasma membrane
Cellular component (GO): plasma membrane
Molecular function (GO): protein binding; calcium channel activity
Source: RefSeq, a predicted model, not a curated record
AUGGUUUCAAACUCUCAAGAGUUUAUGCUGGAGACAGAUGACCGAACUGUUGAAGAACGAGAAAAAGAUGAGAGGAGGCUGAAGGACAGAAAGAAGAAGAACCUCCUCUUCUGUGCGCUGGGGAGCCAUAAAUCCCACAGUGACAAAGGGCCAAUGGACUCCAUGUACCUGGAGGACCUAGGGGAACCGGAGAUGAAGAUCAGGCUUAAUUUGGGGAACAUUUUAGGGGUUGAAGCUGGCCUUGUUCAGGAGAGCAUCCGGGAGAAGCUGUUUGAUGCCGUGUCUCAAGGAGAUGUCUCCAUGCUUCAGGAACUAGAGGGCCAUCUCCAGCGGAAUCACAAACUGCUCUCUGACUCUGUCUAUAGUUUGUCUGGCAAAACUGCCUUGAUGAAGGCUCUAAUGAACCUGAGGGAUGGGGAAAAUGAAGCGGUGGAGUACCUUCUAGGUAUUGCAGAGAGAAUGGGAGACCUGAAGCAGUUUGUAAACAUGGCUUGUACAGAUGACAACUACAAGGGCCAGACCGCCCUCCAUGUAGCCAUUGAGAGAAGAAGCAAAUACUUUGUGGAGCUCCUGGUCCAGAAAGGAGCUGAUGUCCAUGCCAAGGCCUGUGGGAAGUUCUUUCAACGCCAUGAUGGGGCCUGCUUCUAUUUUGGAGAGCUUCCCUUGUCCUUGGCGGCCUGCACCAACCAAACUGAUAUGGUGGACUUCCUGUUGACAAAUCCAUACCAGAAAGUUGAUGUACGAGAGAAGGACAGCGAAGGCAACAAUGUUCUCCAUGCCUUGGUGCUAGUAGCGGACGACAGCCCCAAGAACACAGAUUUUUUCACCAGAAUGUACGACCAUCUCCUGAAAGCUGCCUGCCUUCACCUGAAAUCGAGGAGGAGAAGUGAAGGAGAAGAGGAAGGGGACGAUUCUCAUUCGUCCAGUUCAUGUAAUCCAGAGGGUGAUCUGGAGAAGAUGGAGAAUAACCAGGGCGACACUCCCAUUGAACUUGCAGCCAAGACGGGCAAGCUUGAGUUGCUCAAACACAUAAUGCAUCGAGAGUUCCAUGACGAGGAGAGCAUUUGCCUGUCCCGCAAAUUCAUCGAAUGGGCCUACGGGCCUGUGUGUGCCUCCCUGUAUGACCUGGGCUCUCUGGACACCUUUGACAAGAACUCUGUACUGGAGACACUUGUCUAUGGCAGCGAAAUCCCAAAUCGCCUGGAGAUGCUUCAAGUUGAACCCCUUAAUAGACUAUUGGAUGAGAAAUGGGAUCGAUUUGCAUAUCGAAUAUUUCUCCUCAAAUUCCUGCUGUAUCUGGUAUAUCUUUGCGUCUUCACCACUGUCGCCUAUUUUGGAAACAGGAAAAUGGUCAGUUCAGCAGUUUCGUUGGUUCUUUUCGUGUGCUUGCAAGUUCUCCUUGCCAUAGCUAUUUUCAUCAUUGUUGUGUUUUUCUCUCAAGUCCAGGGAAACAAAAACGCUGUAUACUGUUGGACAACACAUAUCAUUCUGGGGGGCAGUGUAUUUAUUCUUCAGAGAGGUAUGCAUCCUUUUUGGACUUGUUAUCCUGACAUACACCACAUAAUUCUAGAUAUCAGAAGGAAACGGCCAAACCUGCAGUCCUUGCUGAUUGAUGGAUACUUUGAGCUGAUUUUUUUCCUCCAGGCUUUGCUCUGCAUGGUGUCCUUUGCUCUGCUGUGGUGUGGACGGGAUGAGCACCUGGGCUUCCUGGUGCUGAGUUUGGCCCUCAGCUGGAUCAACCUGCUAUACUUCUCCAGGGGCUCCAGUCACAUGGGCAUCUACAGUGUCAUGAUCCAGAAGAUACUUCUUGGUGAUAUCUUGCGCUUCCUCUUGGUCUACGGGGUCUUCCUCUUAGGCUUUUCAGCUGCUGUGGCCACACUAAUGCACGAGCCAGAGGAGGCCGGCGACAACACGAACACAACAUCCAGCAAUGAGACGUUUCUUCUUCGUCCAGCCAAUAGCUCCGCCAAUAGCUCCGAUGAGAAGGAAACGAAGAAGAAGGAGGAGGAGGAUCACAAGAACUUGUCCUUCAUCAUCCUGGAGCUCUUCAAGGUGACCAUAGGCACAGGAGAUCUGGAGUUCACCGAGCAGUAUCGCUACAAGGAGGUCUUCUAUGUGCUGCUCAUCUCCUACAUAGUCCUCACCUACAUCCUGCUCCUCAACAUGCUUAUUGCCAUUAUGGGUAAGACGGUGGAGAAGAUAUCAGAGGAGAGUACAAACAUCUGGAAAUUACAGCGGGCUAUUACCAUUCUGGACAUGGAGAGGUACUUGCCCAUGUUCCUGAGGAAGAGACUCCGCAGUGGGGUGGAGAAAAUCCUGCCAGGGUCCUCAGGACACCACAAACGAUGGUGCCUAAGAGUUGAGGAGAAGAAAUGGAACCAGGUGGGAGAUGGGGACAAAAUGGACUUGGGAACCAUUUGUGAAGACGCAGGCAGUCAAAAGUGCACUCCUAAGUCACCACGUGCCUCAGAGAAAGGUAAGACACACCCUAAAGAGCAAACUCUUUAAAUCAAUGGUGAUUUAGGGAGAGGAAAAGAAAACAAGUUAUCCAAGAUCUUUGUAGAGUGGGAAGUUGUCCUGCCCUGCAUUAAAAUUGACUAUACUAUAUUCAGAAGCUUUAUACACAGAAAGUAUAUGGAUAUUUUUGAAGACGCCUCGGUUUCGGCAUCUCGUUUAUACAUAAACCAUAAACAGGGUUUUAGAAAUCUCCUUUAAAACUCUAUGCAUGUUAGGGGGCUGAAACGUACCGUUCACAAUGGUGUUUUUUAAGCACAAGUUUACACAAAAGAUAAAAAAUUACUGCAUAGGUGUAAACAGCAUCUCAGUGAAUAUUUUGAUGUACCACACAGGGUUUCUGUUGAGGAAGUAAAGUGAAAAAACGCUGUGUGCAUGUGAUGUCAUGUUACACAUAUUCCAAUCACUGUUCCUGUAUUUCCUGUAUUAAUUGGCUUCCUCUUUUAUGUCUUUAUAUGAUGCUGCUCAACAACUAAUCAUUGGAUUCUGAUUGAAACCCACAGCAAAGAGAUGGAGGGUUAUGAAGAGGGUGGUCAGUGCAACUCGCCCCGUCUCCAAGCCAGAGGAGCAGAGUAAUCUGCAGUCACCCAGCCAGGUCUGAAGAGGGCAGCAUCUCCCAGCUUUUUGUGCAAGCUUGUUGUAAAAUAAAAGGACUGAGCCACCUCUAUUACUUUUUAGCACUGUUACUUAAAAUACAGCAACUUCAUAUACACAACCUUAAAAUACAGAAACUACAUGAGCUUCUUGCAUAAUAUUCAGCAGUUGCAUACAAAGAUCUUAUUGAGUUUGUUCAACUCUACAGUGUCAUGUCUGUGUGUACAUAAUAUAUCCAAUGUCAUGUUGCCAUUUGUUUCAUUUCCUUAGUUACACUGUUAUACCGAACUACUAUAUUGAAGUCCAUUUAAUUGCUUUUCAGAGGAAUGAUCCAACAAUAUAACAUGCUAUCCAACGCUGUAACUCUGCUGGUUGGUGCGCACCGUCAGCAGAAGCAAAACUCAGAAAGGAGGAAAUGUAUGAUGUGUGCAGUUUCUUGCAAUACAUAAAUCAGUCCAAAUUCUUAGAUGUAUUGCAGCCUGAGUCACCCUUGAUUCUUUUUUGCUUCUGAUCAUGUGUUUGCGGUUAAUGGGUUCAGGUGGGACCAGAGCCAAUUGUCGGAAAUGAUUUGAUAGCUGUGUGUAUAGCAUUUCUAUUUUAUUGUUUCCUUUUUUGUAAUCAUCAAGAGACAAUGUGUGAUAUAAACAUUUCAAGAAAAGACACUUGUUUUUGAAGUGUUAAGUUUUUUUUUUUUUUUUUAAAUCUCAGGAAAGGUAGGCCUAUUGCACAAAUGGCAGGGUUCAGUUGAUGCCAUAAACUAGUUCAUACAGGGUAUGUUGAGGGCCAAAAAAGAUUUCAGUAUCAACUGAUCACCGCUGUUUCAACAGUACACACGUACUACAUUAUCCCAGUGGGUUUAAAAGACAGACAUGUUGCCAAGCAUGUUGCAAUACAACUUUCUUGCUUGUAAGAUACAUACAGGGUGGGGAAGGAAAGAUCAUUUACUCACCUUAUUCAGGUUAGAAACCACAGUUGACCCACAAUGUUGCGUUGGUGUGUAUAAUGGCAAGCACACACACACUUCCCUCACAUCAUUCAGACACUGCUACAGAUACUUGCACACGGUGAACAAAGACAUGUCCUGAGCUCAUGUAUAACUAAAAUGAGGCAGAUCGGCUGUAGGUUUAGGAUGAAUUUUUUUGAUUCCACAUUUCUAGCAGUUCAUUCAUCUACCACAUGGUAGCACUAUACAAGGUUACCAUAUCAGUCAUUAAGAAAUGUUUGUAUUCAUCAUGUGCAUAAACCUUUGAGGUUUUCCAGCUGGGGAAACACUGUAAAGUGAAUUUGUGGCACAUUUCCUGUUUUAAUUAGAUACCUAAAUUAAUCAAGCCCUCAUUUCGUUGUUAUAGGCUACAAUAGGCUACAACAUAUCAAAAAUCCCUCUUCUAAAAUAUCUUGAGAUCAUGUAGGCUAUAGCUGAAAAGAGGCAGACAUACAGUUUAAAACAAAUGUUUCAAAUUCAAUUGUAUGUGACAUUUUUAAAAAAGCCCAAUUAUCUCAUCUAAUUGACCUUUUUUGUUUGUCUUGUUAUUCCAAUAUGCAACCUUGCAUCCUCCACUUGGGCUUGUGGCCUCA